Messenger RNA from Ceratotherium simum simum (southern white rhinoceros), 1408 nucleotides. The record is from RefSeq and is a predicted model, not a curated record. Lineage: Eukaryota; Metazoa; Chordata; Mammalia; Perissodactyla; Rhinocerotidae.
AGCAGAGGGUGGAGACUCUGGGUUCUUGCCUUCUCGCAAGGGCCCCAGCCCGAAGGAUGCUGGGCGGAGCCAGGCUAACUGCUGCAAAGAGUGGCUGGCUGCUAGGAGCUGCUCAGUCUUCCUGCGGGGGAAGGACAGAGACUGACAUGGCGCAGGUGAAGCGUCUGGCUGGCCUCAUCCUGGCCAUCACUCUUCUUCAAGGUAAGGGCCCAUUAGGGGGUCUGGUAGCCUGGAGAAGGACUCAAAGGAAGAGGCCAUCACCAGGAGGACAAGAAUAUUUGUCAAUUGGUCAACUGGUCAACAAAUAUGGGUACUAUGGCCCAGUUGAAACAAGACAGACUGUGGUUUUUCCCUUUUCAGAAAAACGUUUGAUAAGUGUGGAUGACAAUCGAGAAGAUGGUUCAGUACUUCUGAUUUGUGACUCAAAAGAUGCAAAAAUCAAAUGGUGGAAAGAUGGGGAGGAAAUGACAAAUAUAAGUGGAAAGACAUGGAAUCUGGGAUAUAGUAUGAAGGAUCCUCGAGGGAUAUACACAUGUGGAGAAUCAAAGCAAAACCAAACUCUCCAAGUGUAUUAUAGAAUGUGUCAGAACUGCCUUGAGCUGAGUGCAGCCACUGUGUCGGGCUUUGUUUUUGCUGAAAUCAUUAGCAUUUUCUUCCUUGCUGUUGGGGUCUACUUCAUUGCUGGACAGGAUGGAGUUCGCCAGUCAAGAGCUUCAGACAAGCAGACUCUGUUGUCCGACGACCAGCUCUACCAGCCUCUCAAGGAUCGGGAAGAUGACCAUUACAGCCACCUUCAAGGAAACCAACUGAGGAAGCAUUGAGCUCAAGACUCAGAGCAAUCCAGGUGUUCUCCCUUCUAUCCUGUUCUCAGAAACAGAGCAAUACGUUUUGGAGUGCUCCUAGCAGAGAAACUUUCAGCCCUAAAUCUAGACUCAAGGUUCCCGGAGGUGACAAAUGGAGAAGAAAGGCCAUCAGAGCAAAUUUAGGCUUUUCUCAAAAUAAAAUAAAAGUAAUGUGAAAACAUGUAUGGUGUUUCAGGAGCGCCACCUAUUGGGAGGUAAUAUUUUUGUAAAAGAAAAAUGAAAAGGUCAAAUAACCCCUCUGUUUGAAUAUAAUUUUUUCUUUUAAUUUUUAUUUAGUUUUUGUAUAGGUCAUAAUUCACAUAGUUCAAAUAUGCAGUGAAAGUUCUCCCUACACCUCCAUCACCCAGUUGCCCUCUCCAGGGGCAAAAAAUAUACUAGUUUCUUAAAUAUCCUUAUAAGAUAAUAAGGUAUUAUAUAUCAGAGGUAUUCUAGGCACACAUAAGCAAAUUCUCAAGAACACAUUGUUUUCUCUUCCCCUAUUUUUCACACAAAUGGUAUCAUACUAUACAUCUUUUACCUAAUAAAACCUGAAGAUUAUUUCAUAC